This is a messenger RNA of Anoplopoma fimbria (sablefish), 1683 nucleotides long. It is a transcript of the gene bphl, whose product is annotated as biphenyl hydrolase like. Bases 169 to 1026 code for a protein of 285 amino acids. The record is from RefSeq and is a predicted model, not a curated record. NCBI's taxonomy places the organism in Eukaryota, Metazoa, Chordata, Actinopteri, Perciformes, Anoplopomatidae. The transcript has 7 exons.
AAAGACGCCGAGGAAAGUGCCAAACUGACUGCCCCUUCCUGUAUUCCCUAAAAAAAACAAGCAGUGCUGGAUUACAUGUUUUCAGUGAGAUAGUUUAAGUUUAAUCUUUAACCACCUAAAGAAGAAGACCCGCAGCCAAACUGCUCGGUGUGCACGGACGUCCGAGGAAUGGCGUUGUUUUUACUCGGAGGACGUUUCUUUAAAUGCAGAACCGACAUUAAGAGAGUCACGACAUCGACCCAGCUGUUCUGCUCUUCGGUGGCCUCGGGCAGGCGGCAUGUUAAUGGAGUGGAUCUGUACUACGAGCAGACAGGCAGAGGGAAACAUGCUGUGCUGUUGCUUCCUGGAGCUCUGGGGUGCACUCGGACUGAUUUUGGACCUCAGCUGAAGUCUCUGAAUAAGGAGCGCUAUACUGUAGUGGGCUGGGAUCCUCGUGGUCACGGACAGUCCCGCCCCCCAGACAGAGACUACCCCCUGGACUUCUUUGAGAGGGAUGCGAAGGACGCAGUGGAUCUGAUGAAGGCAUUAGGCUUUGGCAAGUUCUCUCUGCUGGGGUGGAGUGACGGAGGAAUCACCGCUAUGAUUGCAGCAGCGAGGCACCCCAACGUGAUUAGCAAGAUGGUUGUAUGGGGAGCCAACGCCUUUGUUUCCCAACAGGACCUCAAGCUUUACAAUGCGGUCCGAGACGUCUCCAAUUGGAGUGCGAAGAUGAGGAAACCCAUGGAGGAGAUGUAUGGAGCAGAAGCCUUUGCUAAAAUCUGGGAGGCCUGGGUGGAUGGGAUCGCACAGUAUGCAAAAAGACCAGAAGGGAGUAUCUGCCUGGAGCUUCUGCCCCUAAUCAGCUGUCCAACCUUCAUCAUUCACGGAGAGAAAGACCCCAUGGUGCCCAGCUUCCACCCACAGUGCCUCCUCAAACACAUCAAGGGAUCACAAUUACACUUGAUGCCAGAGGGUAAACACAAUAUCCACCUGAGGUACGCUGAUGAAUUCAACAAACUGGUGGAAAACUUCCUGGAAGACAAUUAAUAAAUGAAUGAAUCAAUUUUUUAACACUGUCAAAUAAUAACUGAUCUUUUUUGUGGAGAAGAACCAGGGUGACUGCAAAUAAUUACGCUAAGAGACUUAAUUUUGAUACAUGUCUAAAUUCCACUCUGUUUUUUGAGGCAUCAAUUGUUAUAUAUUACUUUAAAAAGGUCAAUGUUAUUUUUUUCAAGUAAAUCACUUAUUUCUCAUUUUAUGUAACUUCAUAACAUUUGUUGUAUUUGUGGUUUCAUACAAUGUUAGAAAACAAAGAUUAAUGCAAAGCUAAACUAUAUUCAUGAACAGUCAGUGACAUCAGAGGCUACUUUUGGUGAUUUCAAGUCUAAUUUUAAUGAUUUCACACUGGAAAUGAUUUAUUAGUAUUAAAAGAAAAUAUUACUUACAACUUAUAAGCCCUUCUUUAAAGUGGUGGCUAAGUUAAGUUACAAGAUGAUUUAUACUUAAUGUUUAGUUUACUCAAUAAGUAGUGGUGGAAUGUAACUAAAUACAUUUACUGAACCUGAGCUUCUUGCAAUUUACUUAACUAUUUCCAUCAUGUGUGACUUUAUACUCCACUAUGUUUAUUUGACAACUUAAGUUACUGAUUACUUUGCAGAUUCAGAAUAUUAUUACAAAAUAUAAAUCAACAUAUAACGUAGGCCA